ACGCAGCCGGUGCCCAACCCCAUCGCCUACUUCAUGCAUCGCUCGCCGUGGUGGUUCCAUCAGUUCGAGACCCUGGUCAAUCACUUCAUCGAGCUGGUGGUGCCCUUCUUUCUCUUCCUGGGACGGCGGAUGUGCAUCGUACAUGGCCUCUUGCAGAUCCUCUUCCAGGUUCUUCUGAUCAUAAGUGGGAACUUGAGUUUCCUCAACUGGCUGACCAUCGUGCCCAGCAUCGCCUGCUUCGACGACGCCAGCCUGGGCUUCCUCUUCAGCUCCAGGCGAGGAGGGGUGAAGGAGCGGGUGGCACAGAUGCAGCUCAAAGAGGCAACCAGGGAGCAGCUUCCCCUGGGCUGCUAUGUCCGCAGAGUGGUGAACAUCUCCUUUGGCCUCCUGAUUGCUUAUCUCAGCAUCCCGGUUGUCCUCAACCUGCUCAACUCCAGACAAGUCAUGAACACCUCCUUCAACCCUCUCAGGAUAGUGAACACCUACGGAGCUUUCGGGAGCAUUACCAAGGAGAGAACAGAAGUUGUCCUUCAGGGCACGUCCAGCCUCGAUCCCAAUGACCCCACUGCUGUCUGGGAGGAGUACGACUUCAAAUGCAAGCCUGGGGACUUGAAGAGGAGGCCGUGCUUCAUCACCCCCUACCACUACCGCCUGGACUGGCUGGUGUGGUUCGCUGCCUUCCAGACCUAUGAGCAGAACGAAUGGAUAAUCCACUUGGCUGGGAAGCUGCUGGCCCAGGAAGAGGAGACCUUGUCCUUGAUGGCAACGAACCCGUUUGCAGGCAGAGCACCCCCACGGUGGAUCAGAGGAGAACACUUCAAGUACAAAUUCAGCCGACCUGGGGGCCAGCACGCCAGCGAGGGGAGGUGGUGGAUUCGGAAGAGGAUCGGCCCUUACUUCCCCCCCGUCAACCUCCAGGGCCUGAAGAAGUUUUACGCAGACAGGAACUGGCCGUACGCGGUGCGGGAGUGA
Tauraco erythrolophus (red-crested turaco) is the source of this 972-nucleotide messenger RNA. NCBI's taxonomy places the organism in Eukaryota, Metazoa, Chordata, Aves, Musophagiformes, Musophagidae. The record is from RefSeq and is a predicted model, not a curated record.